AUCAUCAUCAUCAUCUCUCCAGUUUACCUAUUUGCCUCUUUAUUUUUAUAAUAGAAACAAUUCUCUCUCUUUUCUCCCCUUCGUCUCUCUCUCUCUCUCUCGAUUUUCCCUGUCUAUUUAACUUUCUCUCUCUUCCAAUGAAUGGUAAAUCACAAGUGAGAAAAAAAGAAGAAAGAGGAAGAUAGAAAGAGAAGAUAGAAAAAGAGAGCUUAUGUGUUGAGGUUUUUCAUCUUCGAGUUUUUCAUCUUCUUUCUCUCUCUAUUCUGUGUAUAUGUGAUUCUAACUGUAACCAUUGGUAAUAUUUUCUACAAAUAUUAUCUAAUUUUCCCUGUAUUUUUCUACCUUUCUAAUCACCUUUAAAUGAAGUUAUAUACAAUACAUUGAUUUCUAAUUAACUGUGAAACAAAAUUAGUCAACAACAAAAACUAUUGUAAUUAGAAAAUUAUCAAAACAACAACAACCAAAAGAGAAAAUCAAAAUUAAUCUGUAUGUUCAAUGGAAACCAAAAUCUCACGAAGUGCACCAGAAUUAGAGCUUCAGAGAGCAGUUCAUUGCCUUAAGUAUGCUGAGACAUCAACUCUACAAUUGAAAAAUGUUUACAGUUUUGUAUUGAAGCUUAACGAUGGACUUAAAUCGGCGAUAAUGGGAUUAAGGUCAACAAUACGAAAUCUACGAAAAACUGAACAAGAAAGAGACUAUUGGAAGAUGAGAUUCGAGGCAUUACAAAAUCGUGAAGAAAACGGGAGCAAUUGGCGUUUACGAUAUGAAACAUUGGUGGAAAGAAAUGUGCAAUUAGAAGAAGAGCUUCGAAAAAUAUAUUCUAACGAAAUGUCAAUCGAGGAUUUCCAUCCGAAUGGCCGUAUGGACAUGGCCUCGACUUUUUUCAUCGCAUCGACAACAAGCAAUGGUAACUGUUCAAAUGGUGGCAAUCUAAUUGUUAGUCAACCAAUAAUUAAUCCAAGGCGGGUCAAUGCAAUCAUCAGUGGUAAUAAUAACGGUGCAAGUGAAGGUGACAAUUGUGAUCUGGAUGAGGAUCCCGAUGAUGAAUCAGAUUUUGAAGAUGACAGUGAAGGUGCUGGAGUGGGUGGAUUUUUACCCAUGAUCGAAGGGCCUGUUGCUGAAAAUCUUUCAUUCACUGAAUCGACAUUUAAUCCGACCAAUUUUUUAAAGAUAAAAUGUGAAGUCCAAGAGGAGAAAAACAAUGACGGUGAUGAUAAUCCCGAAGAAGAGGAAGAUGAUGAUGAUGAAGAAAUUGAGAUUAAGAUGAAUGAUUACGAAACCAAUUCUAAUCCAACGGAUAAUAAUACGAGUUCAUCUUCCACCAGCAAUAACCAUUUAAAUGGUUUCAAUAAUCUGACAAAUAUCAAUAUGAUUAAAAAUGAUAUCGAUGGUGAUGUGGUCUCAAGUAUGAUCGAUUAUGAAGCACUUCGAAAUUGCCUGGCUAAGGAUGCGAGACAAUGUCCAGUCUGUCCAAGAAUUUGUUCACAGCGUAAUUCAACUGUCCGUCAUUUAAUCGAAGUCCAUCAUUUGGACAGAUCAGAGCUGAUGAUUCGUAAAUUUCACAAAGGUUAUCACUUUGCCAAUUUUUCCAAAUAAUUUUCUAACUUAAUUAUCAUCACCAAAAAGACAAACACACACACACACAAAUCAGAUUCGAUCUCUCAUAUUAUUAUACAAAAAAAACGAAACAUAAUCAACCCAAAAAACUGAAUGAUUGUUGUAUGAGACACAAAACUUUUUUUACGUUUUCUCAAGAAUCACAAUCGCAUCUCAAUUGAUUACUAUUAAUCAUCUUCUUCAUAAUUUGACAAUAUUUUUCUUCUCAUUAAUUGAAUUUUACUUAAUCUCAUUGAACGCAUUUUCAAAGCACGAUAUCAAAUUCAUCAACAACUUAAUUGCUGCCAUCCUAAUCAUGCCUCUUUCUAUUACUUAAUCUCUCUGUCUCCUAAAUUUGUACGCCCUCGCAAUGCUAAUCAUAAGUCAAUGGACAUUUCUAAAUGCAAUCAAACAAAAUCAUAGAUUUCAACCUAAUAGAUGGUGAAUAUGAGCUACAAAAAUUGUAUAACAAUUAAGCUAAUCAAUUAAAUUAAAAUCUAAUUAUUCUAUGUGAACAAAAA
Messenger RNA from Panonychus citri (citrus red mite), 2117 nucleotides. RefSeq names its product probable serine/threonine-protein kinase tsuA. The transcript is spliced from 2 exons. Bases 496 to 1596 code for a protein of 366 amino acids. The record is from RefSeq and is a predicted model, not a curated record. NCBI's taxonomy places the organism in Eukaryota, Metazoa, Arthropoda, Arachnida, Trombidiformes, Tetranychidae.